Messenger RNA from Odontomachus brunneus, 1651 nucleotides. It is a transcript of the gene Alg3, whose product is annotated as lethal(2)neighbour of Tid protein. Gene Ontology annotation, cellular component: endoplasmic reticulum. The transcript has a single exon. The record is from RefSeq and is a predicted model, not a curated record. NCBI's taxonomy places the organism in Eukaryota, Metazoa, Arthropoda, Insecta, Hymenoptera, Formicidae. Bases 38 to 1348 code for a protein of 436 amino acids. Gene Ontology annotation, molecular function: dol-P-Man:Man(5)GlcNAc(2)-PP-Dol alpha-1,3-mannosyltransferase activity.
GCGGCACAGCUGUUGUCCACGUGUAUCGCAGGGCAACAUGGCGCCACGCAAAGAAAGUAGGGUUAAUGUCAACUCGGGAAAUUCUUCAAAGAAAACUCGGAAGAACUGGGUAGCAGAUCAUUUGGAAUGGCGAUAUCUCGUUUCUCUGCUAACCGAGCCGAGACGACUGCCGGCGACGGCGAUAUCGUUCAUCAUCUUGGAGAUAGUGUUGAAUGUGCUGGUUAUCAGAAAUGUGCCAUAUACAGAGAUCGACUGGAAGGCGUACAUGCAGGAGAUCGAGGGUUUCCUCAACGGAACCCUCGAUUACUCGAAAUUGAGAGGUGACACCGGACCGCUGGUUUAUCCCGCCGGAUUCGUUUACGUCUUCUCCGGUUUGUACUACAUAACCUCGCACGGCACGGAGAUGAGAACGGCGCAAUAUUUGUUCGCGGCUCUCUAUGUGAUCACGUUGACUCUGGUCUUUCGAAUUUACGCGAGGACCAAAAAAGUGCCACCCUACGUUCUCAUUCUGAUGUGUUGCACUUCUUAUCGAAUACAUUCGAUAUUUAUUUUGAGACUGUUCAACGAUCCCGUAGCGAUGGUGCUGUUAUUCGCGAGUAUCAAUGCGUUCUUGGACAACCGUUGGUACUUGGGUAGCGUGCUAUAUAGUCUCGCCGUGUCAGUUAAGAUGAACAUAUUGUUGUUUGCUCCGGCGCUUCUUAUCGCGUAUCUGUGUGUAUUAGGCAAGUUCAAAACAUUGAUACACUUAUCUGUUUGUGCAUUUGUACAGUUGAUUCUUGGCCUUCCAUUUUUGCUAGAAAACCCAAUUGCAUAUCUAAAAGGUUCCUUCGACUUGGGUAGAGUUUUUGAAUAUAAAUGGACUGUAAACUGGCGAUUCCUACCAAAAGAUAUAUUUGUUCAUCCAUACUUUCAUAUUUCUUUGUUACUUUUGCAUGUCUUAACAUUGCUUUAUUGUGCAUCCAAUUGGACCACUUAUAUGAAAUCAUACGCAACAUUGAAACUUGUUGAGAAAAACUUGAGACCUCAGCUCCGUAGUAAAGAGAAAGUAGAUACAUCAACAGUGAGCCAGUUAUUUAUCUAUCCUUUCUUUGUUGCAAAUUUCAUCGGUGUUAUGUUUAGCAGGUCACUGCAUUAUCAAUUUUACAUAUGGUACUAUCAUACAUUACCGUAUAUCGCAUGGUGCACCCACUAUAAGACUGCCUUUAAAUUGACUAUCUUAGGCGUGAUAGAAUUAUGUUGGAACACAUAUCCAAGUACAGUUUUCAGUAGUGCAGCUUUGCACCUGUGCCACAUUGUUCUACUAUAUGGAAUUCUGAAAAAUAGAUCGAGUAACGCGAAGAAAGAGUAAGAAAUGAUAAAAUCAAUCUUUUAUCUUUAUUGCCUUCCUAUAUAAUCAUGAUAUAUGAUGCGAAAGAAAGAGAAAGUGUGUAUGUGUAGAAAUGUAAGAAAGUGAGAGUGAGAAAAAGCGUAUACUUAUAAUCAAGUUUUCCCACAUAUGCCAUUAUAUUCAUGUUCUGAAAUGUAUGAGACACUACUCAUUCAUUCGUGAUUUCGUCAUUUUUACAGGGUUGUUGUAACAUAAUAACUUGUAUACUUACGAGUAUGCAUGUAUAUAAAGUGUAUCUUUUGUACAUAAACGAAAUAAAUUAAA